Molecule: messenger RNA, 3011 nt
Organism: Podospora pseudocomata
Lineage: Eukaryota; Fungi; Ascomycota; Sordariomycetes; Sordariales; Podosporaceae
Gene: SSE1
Product: adenyl-nucleotide exchange factor sse1
Exons: 6
Coding region: 412-2541 (709 amino acids)
Biological process (GO): protein folding
Cellular component (GO): nucleus; cytosol
Molecular function (GO): ATP-dependent protein folding chaperone; ATP binding
Source: RefSeq, a predicted model, not a curated record
CAGACCCCCCGGGCGCGGGGCUAUUCAAAGAGCAGCGGUGCCCGCCCCUACCUGAUGGAGGGAAAUUGUAUAGAGGGGAACUUGCUUGCGUGCCACUGUCGGGCAAUCCAAACAUCAAAGUCUGCAUUAAAAUCCAUUUCCACUGUGGGAAAAACCUCGUUUUUUAACAGAGUCCAGUUUCCCGCCCAUCACCACCAACCAAGCCUGCCUUUCUGAGCAGUCCAACGAAACAACAACCCCACCUUCUUUUUUCCCCCCUUUCUCACCCACACACAAACCCGCCCCAUAUCGUCCAUUCUCGACUCGACUGGUGAGAACACAUCUUCUUCGAAGCAACUUUUGAACCAUCCCAAAGCUUACCGGUUGCGUCUUGAAUCUUUUUGCAGAGCCGAGUCCAUAUAACUGCCCAACAUGAGUGUCGUCGGUGUCGAUUUCGGAACCCUUAACACAGUCGUCGCUGUUGCGAGAAACCGGGGUGUCGAUGUGAUCACCAACGAGGUCUCUAACCGGGCGACUCCAUCGCUUGUUGGCUUUGGCCCCAAGUCCCGCUAUCUCGGUGAGCCCGCGAAGACUCAGGAGAUUUCCAACCUCAAGAACACCGUCGGUUCUCUCAAGCGCCUGCUCGGCCGCACGUUAAACGAUCCCGAUGUCCAGACCGAGCAGGCUUUCAUCUCGGCCCCUCUGGUCGAGAUCGACGGCCAGGUCGGCGCCGAGGUGUCGUACCUCGGCGAGAAGACCAAGUUCUCUGCCACCCAGCUCACAGCCAUGUUCCUCGGCAAGAUCAAGCAGACCGCUGCUGCCGAGCUCAAGCUCCCAGUAUCUGACCUCGUUCUGAGCGUUCCCGCCUGGUUCACCGAUAUCCAGCGCCGGGCCCUUAUCGAUGCCGCCGAAAUUGCCGGUCUCAGACCGCUCCGCCUCAUCAACGAUACCACUGCCGCCGCUCUCGGCUACGGUAUCACCAAGCUGGAUCUCCCCGGCCCUGAUGAAAAGCCCCGCCGCGUUGCCUUUGUCGAUGUCGGUUACUCCAGCUACACCUGCUCCAUCGUCGAGUUCAAGAAGGGCGAGCUCUCCGUCAAGGGUACCGCUUUCGAUCGUCACUUUGGUGGCCGCAACUUUGACAAGGCCAUCGUUGACCACCUCGCCAAGGAGUUCCACGGCAAGUACAAGAUCGACAUCAACUCCAACCCCAAGGCCCUCUGCCGCGUCUACGCCGCUGCUGAGAAGCUCAAGAAGGUGCUCUCUGCCAACCAGCAGGCUCCUCUCAACAUUGAGUCCCUGAUGAACGAUGUCGACGUUCGUGCUAUGAUCACACGUCAGGAGUUCGAGGCUAUGGUUGAGCCCCUUCUCAACAAGGUCCACGUUGUUCUUGAGCAGGCCCUUGCCGACUCCAGGCUCACCAAGGAGGACAUCGACAUUGUCGAGGUUGUUGGCGGCGGCAGCCGUGUCCCCUCUAUCAAGGAACGCGUGCAGAACUUCUUCAACAAGAACCUCUCCUUUACCCUGAACCAGGACGAGGCUAUCGCCCGUGGUUGCGCUUUCAGCUGCGCCAUUCUCUCCCCCGUCUUCAAGGUCCGCGACUUCGCCGUCCAGGACAUCAUCAGCUACCCCAUCGAGUUCGCUUGGGAGAAGGAUGCCGACAUCCCCGACGAGGACACCAGCUUGACCGUCUUCAACAAGGGCAACGUCCUGCCAUCAACCAAGAUUCUCACCUUCUACCGCAAGCAGGCUUUCGACCUCGAGGCCAGAUAUGCCCAACCAGAGGGUCUCCCCGGAAAGGUCCCUCCUUUCAUCGGUCGCUUCUCCGUCAAGGGCGUCAAGGCCACCGGCGGCCCAGAGGACUUCAUGAUCUGCAAGCUCAAGGCCCGUGUCAACAUUCACGGUGUUCUCAACGUCGAGAGUGGCUACUACGUCGAGGACCAGGAGGUCGAGGAGGAGAUCAAGGAGGAGGGUGACAAGAAGGAAGGCGAUGCCAUGGACACAGACGAGAAGCCCAAGACCCGCAAGGUCAAGAAGCAGGUUCGCAAGGGCGACCUGCCAAUUGUCAGCGCUACUCUCUCCCUCGACCAGGGCGCCAAGGCCCAGCUCUUUGAGAAGGAGUCUGCCAUGGCUAUGGAGGACAAGCUUGUCGCCGACACCGAGGAGAAGAAGAACGAGCUCGAGACCUACAUCUACGACCUCCGUAACAAGCUCGACGACCAGUACUCUGAGUUUGCCAGCGACGAGGAGAAGGAGAAGAUUAAGGCCAAGCUCGAGGCUACUGAGGACUGGCUCUACGACGAGGGUGACGACACCACCAAGGCCGUCUACGUUGCCAAGAUUGAUGAGAUCCGCGCUCUUGCCGGCCCCAUCGUCCAGCGCCACUUCGAGAAGGUCGAGGCCGACAGGCAAGCACUCCAGGCCCGCCUGGAUGCCGAGAGGGCGGCGAAGAAGGCCGAGGAGGAGGCCCGCAAGGCUGCCGAGUCCAAGUCAGACUCCAAGGACGAGGAGAUGACGGAUGCGGACGCGCCAAAGGCCGAGGUUGAGGAGGCUGGCGAUCCUUAGGAGGGUAGUAAGGACAAGGGUGAGGAGGAAGAUUGGACAGAUGAUUCGGAAGAGGAAAUGAUACCUUGAGCGAAAAAGAGAAGAAGCGGAUAGGGGGGAAUUAAAAAUACCGGGACAUGAUUACGGACAUGAUGAAACCCACUUUUUAGAAGUUUUCUUUUUUUUUUUUUUCUUUUUGAGAGAGAGAUGGAGAGGAAAUUUUAUGUUUACCCACCACUACCAUUACACUUUGCACACACAUUCCCGAGCCUAAUAGGUUGAAUGAGAGGUAGCGGUAAUUCUUUUUUUCUUUAGGUAUGAGGCUAGAAGGAGGAGGAGAGCGAUGGAUGGAUUGAUGGAUGGUGGUCAUUUGAUAGAUUGGUAUGGUUUUUCUUGGGGGGAUAGUUUGGAAUUUUGGUAGGGGAGGGUGGUAUAACUUUUUGUAGUGUAGGUAGAGGAAAUAAAGAGCGAAGGUGGGGUAGAUAGGAAGA